CUGAAACUUAUUCCAAACUAAUUUUAACGCUCAUGCUGAUAUAAAAGAAACAUUUAGAAGAAGGACUGUUGAGUAACGUGUUAGUGUUUUAUUUGUUUAUUGAUAACUAGGAUGAAACGGGAAAGUAUUAAAUGGAAACGUAACUUAAAUGUUACUUUCAUUAUUCAAUGAGACGAAAUUAUGCUUUAUAGUAAGCCAGAGAGCAUUGUGCCAAUCUAUAAUUAUAUGCAGUAAUAAACCAGUAACUCACAUAUCUUUACAAGCAUGACUUACGUACUAAUGAAGGUUUUCUUAUUAGUGUAGACUAAAUGUACUUACCCUGAAUGGAGUUAAAAAGUAGGGCAAAACAUUUUUUAAAUAUUUAUUUGUUUUGAGUAGUUCCACAGCUAAUGUUAUUCAGUGAUGACAAUUACUAUGCAGUGAGUUUUGAUUGGUAAAAUUAUGUCCAAAGUAAUCUACUAUGUAUAUUGUUGUUAAAAUUUGUGAAUUAUUUUAGGUAUCAGAAAUCAAUAACAUAUAAAUUAUGUUUAUUUAUACUUACACUUUAAUAGUACAGUUUGUUGAUCAAUGCAUUGUUCUUCCUAUAAGAAACUGGACUGUUUUCAUAAUUUUAUUAAAUUUUUAGAAUGAAUAAUACAUAUUUAGAUAUUAAAUUUCAAUUAAUAUUAAAUCGCUUGUUUCAUUUUUCAAGAUAGUAUGAAAAGUAUAGAAAAGAUAUUUUAUAGCUUUGCUCAUUUAUUUAACAAUAAUAUGUGCUUAAUAAAGCGGUUUUACAUUCUUUUUAAUUAUACCCACUCUGGGGAGGUAAUAGAAUCUUAUAUUGUUUCCUGCCUACACGAUAUAACUUCGUAUUAUAAUCUUUUGGAUUGGGACGUUAUCAUGAUUAUUUGUCGUCCACGCUCCUUAACAAAGUUCAAUAGAUGGCUUGCUAAUACAUCUGUUAAUAAGAAAUGUCUUCGUUAAAUAUUAUAUUCAAAUAUUGAUUAAUGAUAGGGGAUUUUAACAGAUAUCCUUUAACUAAUGUUCUGUAUUAAAAUUUGUCAUGCUAAAUAUCACUAUAAUUGAGUACAUGAAUUGCCAGUUAUUAUUUUUUCGCUUUCUUUACAUCUAAUUUCAACAUAAGAAUAAACAUCAGUACGGUUAAGUUCACUUAGAAAAACUUGUUUCAAUUAAAUUGAUUUUUUGAAAAUACUUUUUCAGAGCAAACGGUAUCCUAGUCACUAGUCAUUAUAAUCUAAUAGGUAAAAAGGCGAGACUAUAAUUUAUGGACGAGCCAAUCAGAAGCGUUUUGGGGGAUUCCAAGAUCACGGCUUUAAUUUCAGUACCUGAUGCUCACGUACGAUUGGUUCACAGAGGAUUUUAUAGAAAAUGUUAUAAUUGAGUGGCUACAACAAAGGGGACUACUAAAAAGUUCCUUUAUUUGUGAGUGUGGUAAUCAAGCGACUUGUGUAUCUUAUGCAGACUACUGUAAUAAUUUUGUCUUUCAAUAUAAUAUGUGUUGGAGGAAGAAGUCUGCUAGAAUAGGAUUUUUUCGCCCGAUCCAGAUUGAGACUAUGACAAACUAUGACUGAAUCAAAAAAGCACCAGUAUCACUGGCGACAGCCGGGUGCUACAAUAUAUACAGAUGAUUAGAGAAUCUACAGACGCCUAUAUUUACUUGGUUAUGUGCACUUUGUCGUUAUCCAUAAGUGACAUUUUGUGGACCCAACAACCGGAAUGCAUACAAACAAUAUUGAAGCUAUAUGGUCGAGGCUGAAAGAGUUUUUGAGACUUUAUCAUGGCUCCAGAGGCAGACUAUUCUGUAGCCGUAUGGAUGAUUUCCUCUACUGCAUGAAUUACGAUUUUAAAACCUCUGAACCUCUUCCUAACCUUUACAAGUUUUUGAAUCAUGUAAAUGAAAUGUGUCCACUUUAAUUCUUUGGUUUUAUAUAAUAUAUUUUUGCCGUAUACUAGCCGUUUUCUGAUUGGCUAAUAUUUCUCAAGGUCACUUAGGACUCGUUCAAAGGUUGUCCAUAAAUUAUAGUCUCACAAUGUUACUUUAUCUAGACCAUAGAAUUUUAUUCAGAAAGAAGUGUUGUUGUCACUGAUUUCACUCAAUGUUUUCAGUAUAAAAUUGAAAAGUAAACAAACUCUUAUUUUAGGAUAAUGUCAGGUAUAAGUACGUGAUGUAACAACUUUAGAUCCAGACACUAUUGAGUCCUGAUACAGUCCUGAUAGAACUAUCAAUUACAAUCAAGAUGAUCAGUAUGUAUGAAAAAAACUUAAUAGUUACUACUCUGGUGAUAUCUAACAUGACAGUAACUAAUUCCAUAUAUUAAAAUGUUAGUUUUAUUAGAAACCAGUAUCGACUGGAUUGUUUCAACAAUUUAUUGGUAAAACAUAUUGUAAAUGAUUAAUAUUAACGAAUUAAAUAUUUAUCCAUAGGUAAAUUACACAAUGAGCUAAUGAUUAACUCAUGGUUAUAGGUUAAGAAUGACUUUUAUGUUAAAAAAGAAUAACUGAAUUAAUCGUAAAAUGAAAUUAUGAUUUUACUUACAUUUACACUACGAAAUAAUGUAUUCAUAAAUUACAUAGUGGCAACAAUCAAACAGUCAUGAUAGAAACAGUCUCACGAUACAUAAGGGUAAAAAAUGUUGACUUCUUUGAAUGUUUAUCUAUAGAAAAUUUUGAUCAACUUCAAUCAUGCAUUGCUUUAUAUCUAUCGAAAAAGUAAAUAAAACUUAAUGACUACUCACUUUUUUCAUUUGACUAGUUUAUAUUAGACCUAAGAUAUCAGUACAGAAAGUGACGUUUUAGUAAACACUUCACCAACAGGAAUUAUAUGUAUGAGUUUGAUUAUUAUAAAAAGUGAGCAAUAGCUUUCAAAAGUGACAGGUAUCAAGUUCUUGUUUUAAGGUACGGGGUUUACAUUUUAUCUUUCUUCAUUACCCGCUUUUACCUGGAACUAACAAGAACAAAAGAAAUCAAGAGGUCUGUUUUAUAAUUAAAUAUUUCACAUUUUAAAAUCUAAACCCAGUGUGUAUUAUAAUUAGGUAUAAACACAUUUUAUAAGUGCUUAUAGGUUUUAAAUUCUCAGGCUACCGAAUACCUUCUUAAAUGAUACUUAUUUUUAAAAUAUUUCUAUAAAAUGUAAAACGAAAAAGUGUAUGUGAACUUUUCCGGAUUUUUCAGUAAUAAUGCACAUUUAUAGAUAGUGAAUAAAAUAAUAGAUAGGUCAUAAUUAACGUUCAUAAACUUAAACACACUAUUAAACAAUAUGUGUGUUCAAUUCUAAGAUAAAGAAGCUAUAAAACAAAUUCUAAAAGUAUUUUAGAUAUCAAUAAAAUUAUUCAUUAUACUGAUCUAACACAGGCUUAAAGCAACUGAGUCAGUAAAAGGGAUUAUUUAAUAAAAAUCGAAAACCUAUUUAUUUAAAGAUUUAUUUUUAUCUUAUCUUUAAUCUUCUAAUCAUUGUGAAUCCCCAAUCUGUUUGAUCUCGACAAAUUGGAACAUAAGGUGAUAAUUUUGAAAAACAGAUUGGAGAUUUUGAUAUGUGAAGCGACUGUAACCUUACCUUCUGUACGUUUUCAAAUGUUACGCAAUAUCAAGCACUGAUAUUUUACUCCAAAAUACAUUUGUUUAUGAAUAUGAAUCUCUGAAGGUCGAUUAUGGUAACUGGCAAGACGUUUUAAAUGAAUUAAAAUAGCUAGUUACUCUGUUAUUAUUGGUCUGUUAUCUGAUUUCAAGGUUUAGUAUGAACCAUAUGAAAUAACAUGUAAACGUAUAUGGCAAGAUCAUUAUUAAAUCAAUUAUCUCAUAUGACUUGAAUGUAUAUGUACAUGUGAUUUUAUAAAAAUAAAGUGAGACAACACAGCCACUGAAAGAUAGAUUAGAUAUAAGAGUAAGACAUUCUUUAUUGAAAUACGUAAUUAAAUUAUAGGAAUCUAUGCAUAAAGAUCAGAAAAACUACCCGUGAUAAGUUUUCUUUACAAAAUGUACUUAACAGAUUUCAUUAUUAAAACCUGAAAUUAACAUAUAAGUAGGUUAUUUGUACAACUAGACGAUAUAUCAAUUCAGUGAACUAUCUAACGAAGUAAAGAUUUCCUAGAUGAAGAUAAAGUAAUUCUGCUUGACAUGUCAACUUGGUGUAGAUGAAAAGCUAUUUUAUCGGAAUUUUGGCCAGAUCAUCCUGAUCCAUCCAGUGUAGUUUAUCAAUGGGAGCGUCGUUUACGAAGUCGAGGUUUGGGAACAAAAUCCAGUCAACAGUUUGAUGCAAACAAGCAUUUAUUAUUUGAGAUUCCAAAAUCAAAGCAAAAAUUAUCACUGAAAACAAACAAUAUCAUUUCCAAUAUGAAAUAUUCGUCGAAUGAAUCAUUUAUAGAAAAUGAGAAAAAAGAUAGUGGAUUUGAUGAGUUAACAAUUAAUAAUAACAUUUUACCCAAAAUCGAUGAAGAGCAAAUUCAUGGAGAACAAUCUAUUUCAUCCACAAAUAAUUCUAUUAAUUUUAUUAAAGAUAAAUCAAAUAAAAUAUCAACUAUAGAAACUCAUUCAAGACUGCUAAAACAAAUCAAUUCCCCUCAACAACAUCCUGAUUAUGUAAAGCCAAAUCACAAUUACUCAAAUUUUAAAGUAAAUUAUUCCCCUCCUUCAAAUGUAGAGGAGAAUAAUUUCUUUCAUCCAGAAAAAUUCUAUGAAGAAUUAUCAUUAAGUAAUAAAUCCAGUAUAAAAUUACAUGAGAACACAUUCAAUUCAAAAAAAUUAAUAAAACCUCAAGUAUUAAAACCGGACGACAUUAAUAACGAUAUGAAUAAUACGUUACUUCAUGUGAAUUCAGUCACAUCAUUUUCACCGUUCUAUUAUUCAGUCUAUCAACAGAAUCUUUCAAGAAAUCAACAGAAGUCAUAUCAAAUUCCAGUGUAUCCCUUUCAUUCUCCUUUCUUAUUGUCAACUUCACUAUUUCAACAACAACAUAGAAAUCAUCAGUUGAAAAAAUCGGAUAGUUUAAGUAAACUAUUAUCAAGAUAUCAUAACUGUUUACAGAUUGGUGAAAGAGUUCUUCAACGAACUGAAAAUCGUCGUCAUGAAUUGGCUAUGAAAGAAAAUAAAUUACCAGAAAAUCACUAUGUUGAUAAAGUGGCUGAUCGAACUUCACUAGAAAUUAGAACUCAAGGGAAGGAUCUUUUGACAUUAACUAACUGUCAUAAAGAUAAAGUCCAAAAUCUAAAUAAUAAUUCAACCAAAUUAACUAUGAAUACAUAUACUACUGCUAUUGAUAAUAAUAAUGCACAGAUCAAUAAGAUUGGACCACAUACAGAGGAGCUAAUACAGCAUUCUUCUGAAUUAACGAAUCAGUCAUUCAUUGCACAACAAUUUAAAUUAAAUCAACAACCGAAAACAAACACAUCGGUUACUAAUAAUAAUGCAUCUAGUAUUACUAAAAAUAAAGAUGGUAACACGAGUAGUGUCAUCAAUAAAACACAAAGAAACAUCAGCAAUAUCACAUUUGGUAAACAAUCUCAUCAGUUAUUACAGUCGAAUCAUAAUGUAAAAACAAAUGAUAAUACUAAUCACUGCAGUAAUAAGGGAUUUAUUGAGAAUGGACAAUCAUUAGUUGACAUUAACACAUCCGUAUUAAUCACUGAUAAAUCCAAAAUCCAUGAAAAUCAUAUUAUUAGUGAUAAAGACAACAACAUAGAGAUAGAAACUAAACCCCAGAAAAUGGAUCAUAUUUCGGAUGCCACGAAAAAUAAUCACUCACCUGGGAUUCAAACGGAAAUUUCAGCCGAAAAAAAAUCAUUGUCCGUUGCACACGGUCUUCUAAAUGUAAAACAAAAGUCCUCCGAAAUUCUAAUGAACAAAACAUUUGAUAAAGAUGUAAAUCAAGUACCAAAAGAAAAUAACGAUGAUACCACUAGAUGUAAUGCUAACAGAGAUAUUAUAACGCAACAAAAUUUGAAUACAAACGCACCAGAUGUAGUUAAUAAUAACAUUACCACAACUGCUGCUACUAAUAUUAAUCAUAUCACUUCUGUCAAAAUAUUAGAUGUUUCUGAUAGUACACAACAAAAAUUAAUUGCAAAUUGUUUUACAGUUAGUGGAUUUAAAAAACCAAAUAAUGAUAAAUUGAAAUCAGUUUAUACGGCAGUUGGAGUAACAUAUGUUUCAGAUCCUGAUUAUUUAUCGAAACGUUAUCAAGUUGGUCGUAAACUAGGUGAUGGUAAUUUUGCUAUUGUUAAACUAGGAAAAAGGCGGGAUACAAAUGAUCAGUAUGCUUUAAAAAUAAUUGAGAAAAGUAAACUUACGGGUAAAGAAGCCAUGUUAUUAAACGAAAUUCAUAUAUUACAUCAUUGUCGUCAUCCAAAUAUUGUACGUUUAUAUGAGGAAUUUGAAACUGCAAGUGAAAUAUGGCUUGUUAUGGAAUUUAUUAAAGAUGGUGAUCUGUUUGACGGAAUUACUCAAGCAACAAAGUUCACUGAACCGAUAGCUGCUGGAAUAGUAUCUGAUUUAGCCAGUGCUUUAUUUUAUUUACAUUGUCGAUCUAUUGUACAUCGAGAUUUAAAACCUGAAAACAUAUUGUUAUUACGACAGAAAAACGGUCAAAUACGAGUCAAACUUGCCGAUUUUGGACUAGCCUUAGUGGUGAAAAAAAGUAUGUACACUGUAUGCGGAACUCCAACGUAUAUUGCUCCAGAAAUAUUAGAAGAAUCAGGUUAUGGUCUUGAAGUCGAUAUGUGGGCGUUGGGGAUUAUAACCUAUAUUAUGUUAUGUGGGUUCGCUCCAUUUCGUAGUACUGAUCGAAGACAGUCAAAGUUAUUCGAAAGUAUAAAACGAGGUCAUUUUGUAUUCCUGAGUCCUUAUUGGGAUAAUAUAUCAACAUAUGCCAAAGAUUUGAUCACUUCACUUUUAGUUAUUACACCAAAAUCAAGAUUAACAGCUCGUGAAACUUUAGCUCAUCCAUGGGUAUUUGGUUCUGGUUUACCGAAUUUAUCAGAAGAAUUUGAAAAACGUCGAUUAGAUUAUCGAAAUGAAUUAGAAAAAAAGCAUAAUGAAUUUAAACAAUCAAUGAAUGAAAAAAAUCCAAUUGAUUUAUUUGAUAAAAAUAAUACUAAUAAAGAUUAUAUCAAUCAAAAUGUUAAACUUAAUGAUAUAAAGAAAUUAGAAUUGCCAAAAAUUACAAAAAUCAAAGAAUUACAUAACUAGAUUACAGAAUCUAUUUUCAUAAUCAUAGAAUUUUCAUAUAAUUGUUGAUAAUGGUGGAGUAUUUAUUCUCUUAGUUACAAAUCUUCUCCACCAAUGUUGAUCAUGAAUGAUCUCAAAAUGUUCUUAUUUUUUGUUGUCUUUGAUAUUUUCAUCUUUUAAGAAUAUUGAAAAGCAGCAUUUAUGAUUAUUAUUAGUAUUUUCGUUCUAUACAUUCAUAAUGAAUAAAGGUUAGAAUUAGAGUUCAUUAUAAUAAUUAACUAAAGUCUAUCUUUUUGAUUAAACAUUAAUGCUGUCAAUGAUUCCAUAUUUUUUCUGUAUUGUAUAGUACCGUGUCUUUCAUUAAAGAAUAUUAUGAUUGAUAAUUUUUUUUAUUGUUAGGUAAUAAAAAAACCAAAGAUAAAAUAACAUUGACUAAGUUAUAAAUAAUAAAAAAAAUAGAAUAAAAUCUUAUUCUGUAAACAGUUUUGUUAUAAUUUUUAAGUACGAACAGCAACAAAAACUGUAUGUACUUUAGAAAUUUGUAUAGAAUAAAGAGGAAUAUGAUAGAUUAAAAUACAUUAUGAAUAAAGAAUAUGCUUCUUCUUUUACAUUUUCCAUAAACAUCCCUCUUUCUAUUUUAUUUUAUUUUUUUUCAUUAUUUAUUUUUAACUCUUUAUUUGUUGUUGUUGCUGCUUUAUUGUUAUUAUUAUUAUUGAUUAAUUACUUAAUUAAUUAAUCAAUUAUUUUUUUAAGUGUUUAUCACCACCAUCGAUUAGUCUGAGUGUACAUGUUUCCGCUUAUUAUAAUAAUUGAUAUAAACCUAUUCUUUUUGUAUAUGGUUAAUUGAAUGAAUCUGUUUUAUUUCAUUUUUUUACUUUUGAAUUAAUCUAUAUUAUGACAAUGAGAUAUACAUAGACAAUCUGAUUCAAUUUACUUAUUGAAUUCAAUGACACAGUAAUGGUUGUUACUUUUUAUUUUCUUCAUAAACUGAUCAGUUGUUUCUUUACUCAUUUUGUUUUUUUGGUUUUCAUAUUUGAUUUAGAAAAGGAGGAAAGUAUUUUGUAAAAACAAAAAGUCAAUUAUAAUGCACUAUAAUCUACAUUAUUAACACAAAAUGACAAAUAUAACUAUUGUAAAGUGAUAGGUUAGGUAAAAGUUAAGUAAUCAAAUUAUUGUAAUUAUUACUAUUAUUAUGAAAAUAUACUUGUAGAUUUGG
Schistosoma curassoni is the source of this 8374-nucleotide messenger RNA. NCBI's taxonomy places the organism in Eukaryota, Metazoa, Platyhelminthes, Trematoda, Strigeidida, Schistosomatidae. The record is from the annotation of a GenBank genome assembly.